AAAAAUUUUUUAGGCCAUCCAAUAUUCUCUGUUGACAUACAUCCAGAUGGUUCACGUUUUGCAACUGGAGGUCAAGGAGCAGACACUGGUCGCAUUGUGAUAUGGAAUAUGUCACCAAUAAUUGAUGAAACAGAUGAGAAAGAUGAAAAUGUUCCAAAAUUAUUGUGCCAAAUGGAUAACCAUUUAGCUUGUGUAAAUUGUGUAAGAUGGUCUGGCAGUGGCAAAUAUUUAGCAUCUUGUGGCGAUGACAAGGUCCUGAUGAUAUGGCAGAUCGGAAGAUAUGGCACAGGCUCAACUGCUUUUGGAAGUGGAGGAAAAAUGGUUAAUGUUGAGCAUUGGAGAUGUGUUAGUACAUUGAGAGGGCACUCUGGAGAUGUCUUGGAUUUAUCUUGGUCCCCUCGGGAUGCUUGGUUAGCAUCUUGUAGUGUGGAUAACACCAUAGUGAUUUGGAACACCCUGAAAUGGCAGGAAAUUAUUGCUGUUCUCAAAGGACAUACUGGCUUAGUUAAAGGUGUUUCUUGGGAUCCUGUUGGAAAAUAUAUAGCAUCACAGUCAGAUGAUAAAACAUUGCGAGUUUGGAGAACUCAUGACUGGCAACAAGAAGCUAUAAUUACUGAACCAUUUCUUGAGUGUGGUGGUACGACACAUGUCCUACGUUUGAGCUGGUCUCCCGAUGGCCGGUAUUUGGUUUCUGCCCAUGCCAUGAAUAAUUCUGGGCCUACUGCUCAGAUUAUUGAGAGAGAUGGAUGGAAAGCCAACAGGGAUUUUGUAGGCCAUAGGAAAGCUAUCACAUGUGUU
Messenger RNA from Stegodyphus dumicola, 798 nucleotides. RefSeq names its product histone cell cycle regulator-like protein (gene Hira). Gene Ontology annotation, molecular function: nucleosome binding; protein binding. Gene Ontology annotation, biological process: regulation of DNA-templated transcription; chromatin remodeling; DNA-templated transcription. The record is from RefSeq and is a predicted model, not a curated record. NCBI's taxonomy places the organism in Eukaryota, Metazoa, Arthropoda, Arachnida, Araneae, Eresidae. Gene Ontology annotation, cellular component: HIR complex; chromatin; nucleus.